AUAAAAAUAUUUACACGCAGAUGAUAUAACAUUUCUCUCCGAUUUCCCCAAACCCUAAUUUCCGAAAUCCUGGUUUUGGAUCGAAUUCGACAAUGGAGCAGAACCGGAGCAAGAAGAUGUACAACCUGUUCGUGAAGCAUUUGGACGGGAAAACCCUAACCCUCCUAUUCCCCUCUCCGAUUCUCUACGCGAAUUCCAUCAAGGAUCGCCUCUUCGAACUCACCGGAAUCCCCGCGCAGCACCAGCGCCUCGUCACGGGUUUCCGCCAUCUGAACGAUGAAAAAUCGGCGAUCCAAUGCUCCCCGGAGGACGGCAACAUGUUCCCCUCGGUGCGCUUGCUGCUGCGCCUCAAGGGCGGGAAGGGCGGCUUCGGCUCGCUGCUGCGUGGCGCAGCGACGAAGGCGGGGCAGAAGAAGACGAACAAUUUCGACGCGUGCAGGGACAUGAGUGGCCGGAGGCUGAGGCACGUCAACGCCGAGAAGAGGUUGGAGGAGUGGAAGGCCGGGGAAGAGGAGAGAAAGCUCGAGAAGGUGGCGGAGGAGUUUCUGAAGAAGCAGAUGAAGAAGGGUAAGGGUAAGGGUAAGGGAAAGAGUGAAGGUGAUGGCGAGGCCCAUAAAUACGUCGCCAAAUACAGGGAGGAAUCUGAACGUUGCGUUGCUGAGGUUGCCUUGUCCGUUAAGGAGGUACUCACUGCCAAGCGCAAGGGCCCUUCACAACCCCACAAUGAUGCCAAGAGGUUGAAGAUAUGGAUGGGGAAGAGGAAACUGAAUGAAAGUGACAGUGAUGUGUCUGAUGAAGAGGGGGAGACUGAGAAAUCGGAUUUGUUGGAUGGCCAGAAUGAGUCCGGUGCAAAUAAGGGUGACGGUAGUUUGGAUUCGGUAACUGGGGGUGGAGUCUCGUGUGAAAGUGGGUCUGAAGAAGAGAAGGAAUAUGCUGUACAAGGAAAAGUGAGUGGCGAAAGUACCCAGGCAGGACUGAGUGUUGUGGCUGAACCUGUUGUAAGCGACAAGGCUACUGCAAUGCCAAAGGAGUCAGUGGUUGCUGGACUUAAUGCUGAAGAAAAUAGAUAUCAGGAUUGCCGUGGAGGUGUGUCUGACAAGUUUGAUGGUGCUCUGAAUCAAACCUCCAAUGCCUCGAAUACUGUGGGCUCUGAAAACGUGGCCAGUGCUGGUGAAUCUAAUGAUAUGGAAAUUGAUGGAUCUCUUGAGCAUAAAGUAGCAGUCAAUGAAGAAAGCUCGCCAAGCACUAGUGUUCCCACAUUGGAGGAGCCCCUGAAUUUUGAUGCUUUUAAUGCAGCUGCCGAACUUGAGGUUCUUGGCUUGGAAAGGUUGAAGUCUGAACUGCAGUCACGUGGGUUAAAAUGUGGAGGUACUUUGCAGGAGCGUGCUGUUAGGCUUUUUCUUUUAAAAUCGACUCCUCUGGAUAAGCUUCCAAAGAAGCUGCUUGCAAAGAAGUGAGGAGUAUUUUGGGAUGGCAGUUCCUUCUCUGUACAGUAUUUUCAUAACUAUUUGGACCUUUUACUUAGGUGUCAGUUGUAUCCUCUGGCUUGGGGAUCUGACUGAUGCAUGCCUUUUCCGUUCGUUUUAGUGUUCAUCGUGGGCUGUGUUUGUUGAUGUAGUAAUAAUACCUUUGCUGGCAGCCAAAGGAAGCUGAACACUGUAUAACCCAAGAAUUAUGCAUUGUGAACAAUUCCAAUUUGCUGUUUUAGUAUUAGAUUAUCAGAGGAGCUUUCCCCUUGGUAUCAUCAA
Cajanus cajan (pigeon pea) is the source of this 1748-nucleotide messenger RNA. Its product is annotated as Ubiquitin-like superfamily protein. Gene Ontology annotation, molecular function: protein binding. The record is from RefSeq and is a predicted model, not a curated record. Gene Ontology annotation, cellular component: nucleus. NCBI's taxonomy places the organism in Eukaryota, Viridiplantae, Streptophyta, Magnoliopsida, Fabales, Fabaceae.